AAUCUUCAUUCUUCUACCUCUAUUCCUGUAACGCCUCAACUCCACCGCCGUCCCGCCGUGAGCUCUUGACUCCGCCCCUUUAUUCGCAAAUCGUCAACGCUCAACGCCAUUACGCCAGUCGACAGAGUCAACUGCCAUUGUCUCUUCAAUCUGCCCGUCUCUGUCUCUUCAACGCCAGUAGACGCCAGAGCCCAUCUCAAGGAGCGGAGGUUCGGAUUUUCAACAGUAUCCAUUUGCGCCGCACAUUAGUCAGCAACAGUCCAUUCUCAACGGCAAAAAAGGAGUUGUUUUCAGUGCUUGUAUUUUCGAAUUUGUCAGCGACCGGACAACGAACAGGCUGGGAAUCUAGUUAGUGGAUAUUUGGGAUUCAGCAUUCGAUGAAUUGAGGGAAGACCAAAACUCCAAAGAGAGAGUUAUAGAGACUAAACAAGUAUAGGGCCUUUUGUUAUUACUUGCCUCGGGCCUAUAAAACGAUAGGACCGGUCUUGAUUGACGCUCAAUUGCCGACUCUGCUCGCUGCACUUCCCGUUGCCGACGUCUGGUUGCUGCACUACCUGGCUGCCAGCUACUCUGAGUGUUAGAACAUCCUGAAUUUGGAAAGCUUGAGUCUUUUCUCUGUGAAAAAUAUAAUGGCACCUCCGAGAUGGAAAGGAAAGGGAGCAGCUAAAGCACUUGCAGACCCCAUGUCCAGCAUAGUAUCACAGCUUCAGUCUUCUUUAGUCAAAUCCAAUUCUUUAGGAUUACUCUCAGGUUCAAGUGUACUUCUUGAAGCUGAUGCAGAACAAACUGACCUUCUCAACCGGUCGUGUUUUGGUAAGCCUGUUAUAUCAGCUCAGAAGAAUAGUCAGUGGUUUCAAUUCAGUUUGGAGGAAGCAUUUUACUUGUGCUAUUCAUUAAAAUGCAUCAAUGUUGUGGAUGAGAAUAAGAGUGAAUUGAGUGUUGAAGAGUUGUGGAAGUACAUGAUAUCCACGAGGGAAAACUUUCCUAGUUUAUGCAAAGCAUAUUCUCAUCUCCGAUCAAAGAAUUGGGUGGUUAGGUCAGGGUCUCAGUAUGGCGUGGACUUUGUAGCUUAUCGCCAUCAUCCUGCUCUGGUGCACGCAGAAUAUGCUGUGCUUGUUUUAUCCUCAGAAGGAGGCGAUGGAAAUGAUCGUUUGAGGGUCUGGUCUGACUAUCAUUGCACUCUUCGGCUCUGUGGCAGUGUAGCCAAGACAUUGCUGGUUCUUCAUGUGGAGAAACAUAAUCUCGAUGCAGAAUCACCAUCAUGCUUAGAUAAUUACAUCAUCGAAGAGAGAACCAUUACUAGAUGGAGUCCAGAACAGUGCCGCGAGGAUAAAGUGGUUAGUACUUAAUGUAGUCUGAUAAUUUCUGUGAACUAUCCGUUACCUAUUUGAAAUUCUCUGUCGUAAUAUGAUACACAUUGGUUUGAUUUUUCUGGGACUCUUUGAUUUGAAUAUUUGCAAGUCUUUUUGAUA
Ipomoea nil (Japanese morning glory) is the source of this 1472-nucleotide messenger RNA. Its product is annotated as tRNA-splicing endonuclease subunit Sen2-1-like. Bases 630 to 1349 code for a protein of 239 amino acids. Gene Ontology annotation, cellular component: tRNA-intron endonuclease complex. Gene Ontology annotation, biological process: tRNA-type intron splice site recognition and cleavage; tRNA splicing, via endonucleolytic cleavage and ligation. NCBI's taxonomy places the organism in Eukaryota, Viridiplantae, Streptophyta, Magnoliopsida, Solanales, Convolvulaceae. Gene Ontology annotation, molecular function: nucleic acid binding; tRNA-intron lyase activity. The transcript is spliced from 4 exons. The record is from RefSeq and is a predicted model, not a curated record.